AUGAAAGCCCCAAGAGCAUGCUAUCAAUGCCGCGGGUCUAAGCGCAAAUGCGUCCGUCCCGGCCCUGGCCAGCCCUGCAACUCGUGUAUGGAAAGAGGCCGAAAGUGCAGUGCCGAGUUGCAGAGCUACAUCGUUGACCCCGAGUCUGCGGCCUUGUCGCCGGUCGGCAAAGAUAAGCAGGCCGCACAAUCCAGCCCGAGUCACACAGCAUACAACAAUGCAGCUGGCCUGCCAUGGAACACCACACAGGAGCUCGUUGAUCUCUACCUGGAUAUGGUUCAUCACCGACCCCAUAGCAUCUUCCAUCCGCCCACGUUGCGGACCCAGCUUCAUGAGGGUACUGUGCCCGGGGCGUUGCUGUGUGCUAUUUGCGCCAUCGGCUCCAAAUUUUCUCCAGAUCCGGACAGAAAAGCUCUCGAAGCACGCCUCACCGAACAGGCAAAGAGCCUACUACAAGCCGACAUUGAGAACAUCUGCGUUGAAAACAUCCAAACGUGCAUUCUUGUGGCAACCAUAUGUGCUGGUAACAGUCAAACCUCUUCUGAAGCCCUAUUCGUUCGCAUAGCUAUAAGCAUGGCCGAAAUCAUGCACAUUGCGUCUACUGAUACCGAUGAAUCCAUUAUUAUGCGCGAGAUUAAACGGAGAAUCUGGUGGUCGCUCUGUAUGGCAGACCAUUGGUGUUUCUCGGCGCUAGGCAUGCCCCGCCCUACGGAAGGCCUUGACGGUUCGUAUGACUUACCUAUGGACGAGAUAACCUUUCACUCUCUGUUACCCAACCAUGAAACACCGCUAGCACAAUGGAAGCCAGGUCUCUGGGCCCACAUGGUAAGACUCGUCCGGUUUUUCGGUCCCAUCCAGGAUCUAAACCGCCGUAUUGCUAAAGGUGACACCGACAUUCUCAAACUCGACAAGGCGGUCGAGAGCCUGAGCCAACAGCUGGAUGCAUGGAGCGAAAUGCUUCCAUGCACCGCUCAGAUGACAGUUCAAAACCUCUACUACCAACAACAGAAUGGUUUGGGGGGGCCAUUUGUUACCCUGCACCUUACUUAUCACUAUUACUCAACAUUAUUGUAUUUCCGAUUCCUGGAAAGCCAAAAUGCACCUUCUUCCACACAAUACAUAACACGCUGCAAACACCAUGCUUCGUCCUUUAGCAGCCUUCUUCACCUUUCCCACCAAGUGAAGGGCUGUGGAGUCGACUACUCUUGCAUCGGCCACAUGACGGCCGUUUCUUCGUCUGUCUUAGUACAUACUCUUCUAUUCGGCGAAUCGCAAGAACUUCAAAAAGCACGCCGAGAGCUCAACACCAAUUUCGAGGCCCUCAUGGAGCUUCUGAAACGAUGGCCAGUAACCGAAGCUAUGGUGACCACUAAUCUCCCCCAGUAUUAA
Molecule: messenger RNA, 1389 nt
Organism: Fusarium sp. VM40
Lineage: Eukaryota; Fungi; Ascomycota; Sordariomycetes; Hypocreales; Nectriaceae
Source: the annotation of a GenBank genome assembly